UUAACCCAACAACAGGUGAUUUGACGUCUCCCUCAAUAAAUGGAACCUCAUCACCACAGGGGUUUGCUGGUACAACUGGGUUUCUGCCACCAAAAACAAGAGCUGCCACACCAGUUGAGCCAAAGAUCACCUUGGGAUUUAAACUACAGCAAAAUUUUACAGCAGAGCUUCGGAACAAAUCUUCACCAGAAUAUAAGGAAUUAGUUACCAAAGUAACCACAGCACUCAACAAUGUCUAUUCAGCAAAAUAUGGAUCCCUGUUUAAUCGAACUGUAGUCAAAAGUUUCAGUAAAGGUUCAGUUGUGGUAGAUGCUGAACUGAUAUUUAAUAAUGCAAGCUCAGUGCCUGAACCUAGUGCUGUGGCAAAAGUUCUGAUGGACACAGCAUCCAACAAUUCCAACUUCUCUCUCCCAGUGAACGUAUCAAGCAUUGUUGCAGAAAGCUUUAGUACUGCAGCUAUUGCAUCAACAACUCUUCCCGUUGCUGCCUCUAAUGCUACUACUGUUGCUGUGCCUACUGCUGUUCCCAAUGCUACAACUAUUUCAACUGCUACACCUGCUCCCAAUACAACAGCUGUUUCCACCAACGCUACAUCUACUUCAGCUGCUAUGCCUUCUCCCAAUACAACAGCUGCUUCCACCAAUGCCACAGCUACUUCAGUUGCUAGACCUGCUCCCAACGCAACAGCUGCUUCCACCAAUGCUACAGCUAUGUCAGCUGCUUCCACCAAUGAUACAUCUGUUUCAGCUGCUACACCUUCUCCCUCUACAACAGCUGCUUCCACUGUUGUUACAGCUACUUCAGCUGCUACGCCUUCUCCCAAUACAACAGCUGUUUCCACCAGUGCUACAUCUAUUUCAGCUGCUACACCUUCUCCCACUACAACAGCUGCUUCCACUGUUGUUACAGCUACUUCAGCUGCUACACCUGCUCCCAAUGCAACAGCUGCUUCCACCGAUGCUACAGCUACUUCAGUUGCUAGACCUUCUCCCAACACAACAGCUGCUUCCACCAAUGCUACAGCUACUUCAGCUUCUACACCUGCUCCCACUACAACAACUGCUUCCACUGUUGUUACAACUACUUCAGCUGCUACACCUUCUCCCAAUACAACAAAUGCUUCCACCAAUGCCACAGCUACUUCAUCUGCUUCACCUGCUCCCAAUGCAACAGCUGCUUCCACCAAUGCUACAGCUAUGUCAGCUGCUUCCACCAAUGCUACAUCUACUUCAGCUGCUACACCUUCUCCCAUUACAACAACUGCCUCCACUGUUGCUACAGCUACUUCAGCUGCUACACCUUCUCCCAUUACAACAACUGCCUCCACCAAUGCUACAGCUACUUCAACCGCUACACCUUCUCCCACUACAACAGCUGCUUCCACCAAUGCUACAUCUACUUCAGCUGCUACACCUUCUCCCACUACAACAGCUGCUUCCACUGUUGCUACAGCUACUUCAGCUACAGAAAUCACCAACACAGCAUCAACAAAUCCUCCUUCAUCCACUGAGGGAACACUGGGCCUUCAGUUUAGCCUCAACCAAACAUUCACAUCAGAUCUCUCCAGCUCAUCAUCUGCAGCAUACAAGGCUUUGGCUGAUACAGUAGUCUCAGAGGUCAACAAAGUUUGUAAGAAAGUAUUUUCAUCAACUUUCCGUCGCUCAAUUGUCGACAUGUUCAGGAGAGGAUCAGUGGUUGUUGACAUGACUCUUGUCUUCAAAGAUAAGUCCUCAGUGCCUGCAACAAGUAAUGCAACAGCACAACUCAGUCGUGAACUUACCAGCAACUCCACAUCUCUAAACAUCAUAUCAGGCAGUGUUACUGCAUAUACAGCAACAUCAAGUAGUCCUCCUCAUCCUACAUUUCUCUCACUGGCAGUCUCCUCACUUGCACUGCUGGCUGUGGCACAGAUGCUGACAAGCUUAUAGCAGGAUCCCAAGACUGCCACUGACUGCAUAAAUAGCUUCAAAAAUAUAUAUUAAAAAAUGCAAAUUACGUGUCAUAAGACUAGAAUAUGUGUAGUAUGUAUGACAUAUCUCCUAAAUAGUGCCAGUGUAAAAUGAUUUGCCUGUUUUCAUAUUGCAGUGACACAUAUAAUAUGGUUUUAUAUUAGUAUAUCGUUAUUAUAUCAUAUUAGUGACACAAGCAAAUUUUUCUUGUUCCAGAUCAUGUCUUGACUUUUAAUAUUUUAUUUUGGCUUGACAGUGAGAUUUUUUUGCAUUUGCUGCUGUGCCUUCCUGAAAAGCUAUAUUUCACACCAAAUUAUGUCAUAAAGUGGUUCAAAAUAGAGGGGAAUAGGUGGAUGAGUGAGGCAGGAUGUGAGGUUGAAAGUGUGUGGCAAUUUCAGUUCUUGGUUCAAAACUGAUUAUGGGAGGUUCACAUGUGAAGACCUGAAAUCUCAACACCUGAUGAAGUAACCUUUCAGCCACUUAUACUUUUUAUCAACCUACUCAUUCCUUACAUACACAUAACUGGAUAUCAACCCCCAUGUCACACAGUGCCAGAAGGACAGACUAGGUGCAUCUGGAUUUGCGACCCCUGAAUCGACCUUUAGACAUUUGAAUUUACCCCCAUCAAC
Toxotes jaculatrix (banded archerfish) is the source of this 2578-nucleotide messenger RNA. RefSeq names its product putative GPI-anchored protein pfl2. The record is from RefSeq and is a predicted model, not a curated record. NCBI's taxonomy places the organism in Eukaryota, Metazoa, Chordata, Actinopteri, Toxotidae. Bases 375 to 1928 code for a protein of 517 amino acids. The transcript is spliced from 8 exons.